Molecule: messenger RNA, 311 nt
Organism: Staurois parvus
Lineage: Eukaryota; Metazoa; Chordata; Amphibia; Anura; Ranidae
Source: the annotation of a GenBank genome assembly
CAGAGACUGCAGACACAGUACAGGGAUGACCAGAGACUGCAGACACAGUACAGGGAUGACCAGAGACUGCGGACACAGUACAGGAGAUGACCAGAGACUGCGGACACAGUACAGGAGAUGACCAGAGACUGCGGACACAGUACAGGGAUGACCAGAGACUGCGGACACAGUACAGGGAUGACCAGAGACUGCGGACACAGUACAGGGAUGACCAGAGACUGCGGAAAGUACAGGAGAUGACCAGAGACUGCGGACAGUACAGGGAUGACCAGAGACUGCGGACACAGUACAGGAGAUGACCAGAGACUGCG